This is a messenger RNA of Nycticebus coucang (slow loris), 7582 nucleotides long. It is a transcript of the gene TMED8, whose product is annotated as transmembrane p24 trafficking protein family member 8. Bases 281 to 1381 code for a protein of 366 amino acids. The record is from RefSeq and is a predicted model, not a curated record. The transcript is spliced from 7 exons. NCBI's taxonomy places the organism in Eukaryota, Metazoa, Chordata, Mammalia, Primates, Lorisidae.
UCUUCCCCAGAAUUUUUUUGUUCUUUCAAGCCCAGGCAUUAAAAAUUGGCGAGCAAAAGCACGUCGCAACGCUCCGGGGGUCCGCGUCACCAGCCUCCGCUGCCCAGAGCUCCUGCGGCCACCCGGGGCAGGCGCGCUCUCCCCGCGCCGCGCGCCCUCCUUCCGGCUCGCGGACUCCCUCAGCUCUUCUACGCGCGCCGCGGCCGCGCUCGCCAGUCCUUCGGCAGUUUCCGGAGCCACUCGCAGCUGGCGGCGGAGACACUCGCGUCGCGAGCUGCAGAUGUCGGACCGGCAGGCUGCUGAGGGGCCGGGUCUCUGGAGCCCGGCAGACCGCCGAGGGUCGGCGGGCGGCGUCGGGGACGGCCUGGGAGUGCAGGGGAGCCAGGCGGCCGCCUCAGGGUUGAGAGAUUUCUAUUCAGAGUCUACAUGUGGUCUGCACACCCAUGAGAAAAGGGAGAAGCUGCCUCCUUCUGAGAUUCCCUGGUGCAUGUUGGAUUCAUUCAGCAUUAGCACAGAGAAUGAAGAUACAGAAAAUACUAAGGGCGCUGCUCUGUUGACGUCUGGCUCUGAAUCAGAACCUUGUUCCUCACCUCACAGGCCACAGAUGGUAUCUCCGGUAAGUAAGGAUGCCACAGAAGAACUGCAGAAAGCAGCUGGUGCCUUGGAGACUCAGGCAUUGGUGGAACAGGAUUUGCUGACUACAGACCAGGCCCAGGUCCUCAAUGAGCAGAUGCCCAAGUAUCAAGUUCCACAAAGGUCUGGGGACAUCGUUAUGAUCCAGUCUGAGCAUACGGGAGCUAUAGACAUUAUUUCAGCUGAUUUGGAAUCUGCAGAUCUUCUGGGGGACCACAGGAAAGUCUCACCACCUCUAAUGGCUCCUCCGUGCAUCUGGACCUUUGCCAAGGUGAAGGAGUUCAAAAGCAAGCUGGGCAAAGAGAAGAACAGCCGUCUGGUGGUGAAGCGGGGCGAGGUGGUGACUAUCAGGGUACCUACCCACCCAGAAGGGAAGCGUGUCUGCUGGGAGUUUGCAACUGAUGACUAUGACAUUGGCUUUGGAGUUUAUUUUGACUGGACCCCUGUAACCAGCACUGACAUAACUGUGCAGGUCAGUGAUUCCAGUGAGGAUGAGGAUGAAGAAGAGGAAGAGGAGGAAGAGAUUGAAGAACCUGUUCCAGUUGGAGAUGUGGAGAGAGGCUCCAGGAGUUCCCUGCGGGGUCGCUACGGGGAGGUCAUGCCUGUGUACCGGCGGGACAGCCACCGAGAUGUGCAGGCUGGCAGCCACGACUACCCUGGCGAGGGCAUCUACCUGCUCAAGUUCGACAACUCCUAUUCCCUGCUACGCAACAAGACUCUCUACUUCCACGUCUAUUAUACUAGCUGAAGAGCCUCUGGGACAGGGGGCAGGCUGUAUUUGCUGGCUGAAGCAAGCUGCCAGCUGGUCCUCUUAUUUGGGAUAGGCAAGAGCUAAAAGUACAGCAUGAGGCUUCUGAGCCUCAUGGCCUGUCCGGUGUGCCUGACUGUUGACCCUACAUAGCUUUUUCCCUUCUUGGCUUCUUCGGGUGGUGGUGUAGUGCUCCUGUUCCGUGGUCCCUCACUUGUGCUCUUCUUGGUUCAGAUCCAGCAAAAUCCCUCUGUAAAGGUACCUAUUAGGCACAAGCCUAAAAGGAAGUAGAAUGUUGUCUUUUAAAUAUAGAUUUGUUGGGGUGGCCACCUGUGGCUCAAGGAGUAAGGCACUGGCCCCAUAUACCAGAGGUGGCAGGUUCAAAUCUGGCCCUUGGCCAAAUAAAAAUAGAUGCGUUUUGGUACAAGUUUUAUCAUUCAGAUUGCUGCUGUCGCCUUUCCCAGAGAUCUUACUGCUGAUGCAUUUAAUGGUAUCCACUCUCUUUACUUUUUGAGGUGCCAGAAGAGGGAAAAGCACAUUGUCCAUGAGGGACCCCAGUCUCUUGGAUGGAGAAAGCUCUGUCCAGCCUCUUAACCACUGCCAUAUUCCUGCCUGCUGGUUAUUCUUGGUCUCUGCAUAGGCUGGGAGACCUCACUGCCUUUGGAAGGAUAUUAUUAUUCCUGAUGGUUAGAUGCCUUGUCUUUUCUCUUUCCUAAGUCUUUGUUAUUGCCAUUACAGCAAGAACUUUUCAUGCAAUCUAAAGUGAUGAUCAGUGUAACCGAGAUAUUCUGGAAAGAAAAACUGCCUCAUUAUUUCCUGUUCCAAGAGUUAGUUUCCCUUCCCUGGGGGACUGGCAGUCAAAGUGGAUAGGGUAGAAACUAGGUACUGAGUUGAUCUCAGAACCCAUGUCUUUGAAAGUUAUGUUAUUAAUUAUUUUUUUUGUAUAAUCAAAGAAGAAAGGGUAUACUUUGUGAGAGAUUUUAAAAAAAAACACUCCAGAUUUCCCACAACCUUUUUUUUUUUUUUUUUUGUCUUUAGAGCAGGCGCGUUAUUAGAAUUUUGCUUUGGAACCAAAUGCAGUGAAAUCUAAUCAGGUUUCCAGUGGGUUUCUUGUAUUGAGGGCUUAAAGCUUUUGGUGUUUAGAGUUCCUUAGGAAAGAUGAUAAUGAAGCUUCACUGUUGCUGCUGAUUGUAUUUGUUCUUCAUUGACCAAAGCUUGCAUUUCCCUGGUGACAGCCUUCCCCACUCUACUAAGCCGGAUGCCCUGCAGGGCCACAUAAUGCAAGUGGUGCUGUAGCCAGUGGUCAUCAGGGCACUAGGUGCUGGGCCUCAGGUGGAGAAGGAGAAUGAAAUGAGACCUCAGCGCUUGUCUGUCCCUUGUUUUUUAUUCCUUAGUCUGUUACUGCCUCCAGAUUUUGAGGAAUAAUUAGAUUUAUUUAUUACUUUAUUUAUUAUUUUUUUUUUAGCACAUUUCAUUUUGCCCCUGAAACAGUUUCCAUCUGUUUCUCAGAAAGCUUCUCAUCUGUUCUGAGCCACAGAAGCCACCUCUUCUAUAGUGUUAAAGAUAAUAAUUUCAGGAGAAUUUGGGAAGUGAUAACCUUCCAUUUCUGAGAGUCAAUCCUAUGAUGCUUGGGGAGGAGUCUCAGACUCUAGAGAUAGAGGAUGCCAAUUCUACCCAUGUUUAGGGUACAGCCCAGCAUUCCUUGGAAGGAAUUCUAAGUUGUGAGGGAAUUGGCUCAUUCACUGGGGAUUGAGAGUAGAGGAAUUGCCUAGCCAAUCAGAGAUAUCCUGUGAUUCUAGGAUUUCAGAGUCCUUUGCCUCCUCCAAGGAGGCACCUUUUCGAUGCCUCCUUUGACUCACUCCUCCCACCCCACCUCUCCUCCCUCCAGUAUCAGUAAAUCAAAGAACAGAACCCCUCCCAGUAGGGCUGCAGUAGCAUCUACAAUAUGAACAAAGGGUAAUACGUCCUGCCCCUUCUAUUUUCCUGGGAGCAGGAUAGGAUGUUGUGGAUUGCCAUAGGAUUCCCAUUCCCUGAGCAGCAUCAUACCUCCAUUAUUUUAUAUUUGCAAAUGUGUUUUGUAGAGAAUUACACUGGCCCAAAUUUCUAUGCCUUGUUAAGAAGUUAUUUUAGUGACUGUCUAUUUAGGCAGCAAAAAGCAAACUUGCCAUAUAUCAUCCCAUCAGAUAGCUGAGAUUUCAUCAUUGAAGUUGAUCAUGCCUUAGCUAAUAAUAUAAUAUUUGUAAAAUAAUUUUGUACUGAGCUAUUUUCUAGUCAGCUAAAGGCUUGAUAAUUUUUCUUGUUUAUUCUUAACUUCUCAUUUUCUCUCCAAAUGGAGCCGUCAGGUCAUACAUAGCAAACUCCCAAGGGUAACAUUUAUUCACUUACUAUUUAUCAUUUAUUUUUGCCAUAAGAUUUUCUUUGAUUAGUUUCUUUGGAAUCCUAGUUUGUUGCAUCACAGAAGCCUGAGGGGUGUGUUCCCCUUGCCUCUGUGUGGCUGUUACUGUCAGGUCACUUUUUAAGUCCUAGGUAUUGUUACAUUUCAUUCUAUAUUGGUUUUCUACCAACUGUCAGGUUUCUUUGUUGCAUUGUCACAAAAUAACUAAAUGAAAAUAUUUUCACUGUCUAAUCAUUUAUUAUUCUCAUAUUAAAUUUCUGAAAUAAUUGAAAUUUAGGGGACAAAAUUUUAUACUGAAGCACAGUAUAAUUACUGAGAACUCAUAGCUUUCCUCAGUCUCUCCCUGUCCAAGUUUAUAGAACCAAACAAUGAAAUGAAAAGCAUUUAUGGGCAGUGCCUAUGGCUCAGUGAGUAGGGCGCCCCAUAUACUAAAGGUGGUGGGUUCAAACCUCAGCCCUGGCCAAACUGCAACAAAAAAAUAGCCAGGCAUUGUGGCAGGCGCCUGUAGUCCCAGCUACUCGGGAGGCUGAGGCAGGAGAAUCGCCUAAACCCAGGAGUUGGAGGUUGCUGUGAGCUGUGAUGCCAUGGAAUUCUACCGAGGGCGAUAAAGUGAGACUCUGUCUCUAUAAAUAAUAAACCAAAAGAAAGAAAGAAAAGCAUUUGCUUUCACCCUCACUCCUUCUCUAGAGCACAAAUAAUAUUAACAAACAAUUGAAAGAAAGUGCUGCGUUGUAGGGGAGAGAUUGAAAUUCUCUGUGCAGAAGAGCCAAGUUCUUCAAUUUUUUUAGUUCGUUUAGUUUUACUAUUUUAUUGAGAAAUAGGGCUUUUAGAAAGGAAGGGAUUGUUUAAAGUUUUUUCCAGCGCUUUAUUGUGAAAAUUUUUCACCAAAUAGAAAACUUACAAAGAAGCGUACACACACACACACCACGUUGAUUUAAUUUAAAAUUAAUAACUGCCAAUGUUUAAACAAAGAUGAUGCUAACAUUCUGUUCCUUUUGACAAGUGUCUAAUUAGAGAAUGUUCCCUACACAGACAACAUCAGCUCUUCUAGGUCAGAGAGCCCUUGAUUUUCAACAGACCUAUUUCAUUCAACAUGGAUUACAUGGAAGGUGGUCUUCAUAAAAUUUUUUUUUGGUUUUCAUCUUUCAAAACUCAUACUUUAUUCCCUCUUCUCUCAGGCCAUGAUUUCUGCUCUGCUCUUUUCUAACUGGUAUGUCACUGUGAGGGUAAUUGUGAAGCUGCUCUGGAAGGGCUCUAAUUCUAAUCUCUUGCUUUAUGACUCAUCCUCAGGACUAUGAAAAUUGUAAAACUCAAUCCUCAGAUAACAUGUAGCUUUAUAGUAGAAGUAGGUAACAACUUGAAAUUAGACCUUUCUUAGUUAUUUUUUUCUUAAUGAAUUGAUACAUGCACUUUAAAAAUAUUGUUUAUUAUCUAUUGUUUAGGAAAGAAAAACUCAGACUUUUAAAAAAGUGUAUAUUGUUCCAUUAUAAUAUGUAUAUGGAGGAGUUAAAACUGAAAUCUGUCUUAUAUUAAUCAGUGGGAUUAGAUAUUAUUGUAAAACUUAUAACCUAUAGAAAAUAUCUGAGUUUAAAUUCUUGAUGAGCCCUAUCCAAUCCUUCUUAGAGAGAAUUAGAUGAAACCUAAAUCCUAAAGUCUGUUUUUAUUAAUAUAUUUAUUUGUUAAGAUCACUUCUCUGCAAAAGGUUGCCUUUUAACCCUAGAGUCUGUGGUUCCAAGGUAUGGCAUUGAAUGACUUUUAAUAUUUACAUAAAAGACUACUGUUUAGGGGACGGCAAAGGAAGGGCAUGAGUUAAAUAGUUUUGUGCUGCUUUUUGAAAAUUGAUAGCAAGGAGUGAAAACAGAAUAAAAUUAGUGGGUGGGUGGAAGUAUGGGGGAAAGUAAAGCUAUUGAAUAUAUCCUAGAAUUUUGCUCAGAAAUCACUGCUCCCUCUGAAGUGUUUCAUUGUCCUUGCUUAAACCAGUAAGUCCCCAGAGAACCCUUUCUAUUUGAAUUUCUUGUCUCUAAGCUGCAAAAACACAAUUUAUUACCUAAAGCCUGUGAUAGUGGGACUCAUUUACAAAUAGUCUUUCCUCACAAACUAAGUCCAAAGGCAAGACAUUGGCUUUGAAAUUAUUGGUAGUCCUAGUCACAAUGAUCUGAUUUCUACUAUAUGUAUGUUAAUUUCUUUUAGGCCCCAGGCAUCUGAACCAGAAUUAAUUUCAUGGCUUUGCAUCAUUCUAAGAUCUGAUGACAGGGUGCCCUAGAAAUUUAGAGAUACAUGCUUCUCUAUUAAAUCCCGUGUGUUCUAUCAUUUUAAGCGGUAGUUUUGGCUUACCUGGAAGUAAAAUAAUGUAUAUGAAAUGACUUGCAGAGGACAAAGUAUAUUUUCUAAAAUUCUAAUAAAGGAUCAUGAACCAUUCUGAAGUUUUAGUUUGAAAUACAUAUUACAGUAUAUGCUAUUCUUGAAGAGCUUUAAUUUGCAAUUCAAGGGGCUCUCUUCCUGACUCUUCAUCACUCAGGGCUGAAAAACUUAGUCUGUAAUGUUCCUUGCUAUUGGUUGUUACUGUUGCUUCUUAGGUCCUGGCUGAGAAUAAUCUGGAAAACAUUAUCUUAAUUCCUUCUCUCAUGUCCUAAACAGUACAUUUUACUAAGAAAUUCUAUAUUAGAAAUUUGUAUUCAUGUCUAAUUCUGAGAUUAUUAUGCUAUAAGUGAAUUAGCUUUCAUUUAAUCAAGCUCAGUUAUUUCCGUGUAGCCAUGUUAAAGAGCAAGUAAAGAGCUCAUGCUUUAUUCCUUCUCUCAGGCCAUGAUUUCUGCUCUGCUCUUUUCUAAAUGGUAUGUCACUGUGAGGGUAAUUGUGAAGCUGCUCUGGAAGAGCUCUAAUUCUAAUCUCUUGCCUCCUGGAGAGAGCAAUCCUAAACUGUGACUCUGGAAUACUCGUUUUCCCUUAAUAAUGAAGAGAAUUGAGCCACACAAAGUGGGAUGCACCUCUGGUCCCAGGUACAUGGGAGCCUGCCUGAGGUGGAAGGAUCAGUUGUUUUAGGCCAGUUUUUGUAACAUAGUGAGAACUUGUCUCUAAAAAUAAAUAACUGAUUAAAUAAAUACAUAAUGGGAAGUGUUUUGAAAUUCUCAGAAGAAAGCUGCUUUGUAAUCCAAGUGAUGGACUGUAAGAAAGCCAAAUUUUGGGUAAGGAUAAUUGGAGUGAAGGGAGGUGCUUGAAGAUUUCCUGUUUAAUGCCAAGUAGCUUAUAUUUCUGAAGGGCCUUUGGUACCAUGUACUCAGAUUAAUCAGUUGACUGAAGGAUGAUCAUGUUUUCUUGUUAAAUAUUUAAGCAGUUGGCAACCACGAAGACACUCUUUCCUUACAGUUCUAUAUCAUACACUGAUGCUGACAUUCCAAAAAGGGGUCUGGAAGGGAAACCAUGCCACUGUUUUGUCUUUUUCUUUAAAAUACAAAAAUACCCCAGCUAGUCAUUUAUUAUAGUCAACUUGUUUUCCACAUUCCCUAUGACGAGAAAUGCUGUCAACAUCUCAUCUCCAUGAUUUCUAAUUUAAAGAGCUCUGUACCAAAUUGUUAACUUAAUGCUUAUGUCCUGCUGAGUGGUUUUUCUUUUAAAAUACCAUAUUUUAUCACCUUGUGGCACUGAACGUGUUGCUGUGGUACUGAUGAUCCUGAGCUAUGGUUCUUUAAAUAGCUUGGUUCUUGUGUUUUUAUAUUAUGUAACAGUUUUGUGAUGCUUUUUGUGCAUUCUUUGUCUUCUCUUCUAAGUUUUGAAAUCUGUCUAAAUAAACUUUUUCACUAUGCACCUGG